AUGUUCAGCAAGAUCAUCUUUACCCUCUUCACUGCCGCCGUCGCAACCGUGCUGGUCCGCGGGGAGUCUCAUACUAUCACUUUCAUCAACAAGUGUGGCUAUGGAACUCCUUACUUGUGGGGACCUGGCGGCGCUCUCCUCUCCACCGGCGAUGCUUACACCAGCAAUGGGCCCGCUGAUGAUUUAAUUGCCUACCUGCAAAUUGGUACGCAAACAUUUUCAAACAAUCCAGUGUCUCUGUACAGCUCGUUCGAUGCAGGUGUCUGUGGCGACAAUGGUGAAAAUUGCACCUUGAUCGGGGCAACGCUCAGUAACGACGAUGGAAGUAGCGGCUAUAUCUCGCUCAUUCCCCCGUAUUUCUUUCCUCCUCAUUAG
This is a messenger RNA of Fibroporia radiculosa, 375 nucleotides long. RefSeq lists its product as uncharacterized. Bases 1 to 375 code for a protein of 124 amino acids. Lineage: Eukaryota; Fungi; Basidiomycota; Agaricomycetes; Polyporales; Fibroporiaceae. The record is from RefSeq and is a predicted model, not a curated record. The transcript has 4 exons.